GCUCAUGACAGAAUCUCCAACCAACUCACCGGCGCCAACCCCCAGCAUCCAACAAGGACUGACGGCGAAUCCAACAUUUUCGUUAUCACCAACUCAUUAGAUACCCUGAUAUUGGCUGGCGCGCACGGUCCACGCCAAGCUUUAUUAACUCCCAGUGCUUUGAGGCUUAGUAACCCAAACGAGCAUAGGGAGAAUUUUCCAAUCCUUCUGAACACAUUUCAUCACGAUAUCACCCCCUCCCGCCCUAACAUCGUUGUCAACUUUAACCCGCCUCCUUCCCAUUCUUCGCUCUCCCCGUCCCCCUUCUCACCCAAAACUAGCGCAACCGCAAUCAUGGACUCUAUUCUCCAAUCCCUUGAAGGGCCCGUCUUCUCCGCAAUUCGUCCCUACAUAACCCCCUACACCUCCACCCUCCCAUCAUCCCUUCAAGAACCGCUCUCAAACCUCCUCACGCCGGUUUGCUACAACAACCUAAUUCGUGACUUCGAUCCAGCAUCAAAUCCACAAUGCGUGCAAUACGCCAUCUCCAAAGCAGUCGGCCUGGGCAUCGUCACGCUUUCAACGAUCAUUAAAGUCCCUCAAUUAAUAAAACUCCUCUCAUCACGGUCGUCCAAGGGCCUCUCCUUCCUCUCAUAUCUCCUCGAGACGACGGCGUUCCUCUGCACGCUAGCAUACAACUUCCGUUCCGGAAAUCCGUUCUCAACGUAUGGAGAGAUCGCCAUGAUAGCCGUACAGAACGUGCUCAUCUCGACACUCAUUCUGCAGUUCUCUGGGAAGGGCGGGUGGGGUGCUAUUUGGGUGGCAGUGCUAGCGGUGGCGGGGUAUGCCUUGUUCAAUGAGGGGAUCGUGAGUCCGGACGUCAUGGUGUAUCUUCAAGCUGCCACGAUCCCGUUGGGGCUGGCCAGUAAGGUGCCACAAAUUGUCGAGGUUGCGAGGCAGAAGAGUACCGGGCAGUUGUCUGCUUUCGCCGUAUGUUCUUCCCUACAUGUGACUUGUUGAGCGGAUUUCAAACUGAUAAACGGAAAUCACAGGUCUUCAACUACCUCUUUGGAUCUCUCGCUAGAGUAUUCACCACACUCUCGGAGGUCAACGACCCUCUCAUCCUCUGGGGAUUCCUUGGCGGCGCCGCUCUCAACGCAGUCCUCGCUGCACAGAUGAUGUACUACUGGAACUCCGGUAAGAAGGGUGGAAAGAGCCCGAAUACUCCCAGCAAGAAGUUCUAUGCUGGUGGGAAGAGCCCGAAGCCCAAGGGUGGCCCCAAGAAGCGGUCAUAGAUCUUGUUCACGUUUAUAUCAUACUCUUUUCUUUUUAGGGAACUCUUAGGGAAUCUACAAGUAGCAGGAGGGUAAAGGGGAGGUUCCCCUGUUUUUUUGGUUAUUUCACUGUUCCUUUUUCCCUUUUUUUUUUUAAUUCCUUUACCUUGACGCUUCGCAAUUCGCCGCGACAAACGUACCGUAGUGGGCUUAGAGCUUUGGUACCUCUGGUUUUAAAUUGUUGAUGAGUUGGGCCUUCCUGAUACAGUGUGAAAGAGUCUGUGGUCAAGCCUUCAUAAGCCUGGUUGUCUCAACUGUGCGCGUUAAGCUAGGGAGAUGAUAUGUUUCAAGGGCUGCGAGACGGGCUGCGAACACGUACGCAUUAUCCUAGCACAGCACUGUACGGUACUCGUACAAGUAAUAACCCGGUGGGGGAUUGUCACC
Tuber aestivum (summer truffle) is the source of this 1697-nucleotide messenger RNA. The record is from the annotation of a GenBank genome assembly. Lineage: Eukaryota; Fungi; Ascomycota; Pezizomycetes; Pezizales; Tuberaceae.